UCGCUCUCCCCGCCGCCGGGUUUCUAUGAUGGGCUCCGUGCUCCCCGCGGAAGCGCUGGUUCUCAAGACGGGGCUGAAGCAGCAGGGGCUGUCCCUGGCCGAGGUGAUCACGUCGGACAUCCUCCACAGCUUCCUCUACGGCCGCUGGAGGAACGUGCUGGGCGAGCAGCUCUUCGAGGAGAAGAGCGGCCACAGUAACCCCAAAACGGCCUUCACGGCGGAGGUGCUGGCGCAGUCCUUCUCGGGGGAGGUGCAGAAGUUAUCCAGCCUGGUCCUGCCCUCGGAAGUGAUCAUCGCCCAGAGCUCCAUCCCCGGGGAAGGCCUGGGCAUCUUCUCCAAGACCUGGAUCAAAGCCGGCACCGAGAUGGGCCCUUUCACCGGCAGGGUCAUCUCGCCGGAGCACGUGGAUCUGUGCAAGAACAACAAUCUCAUGUGGGAGGUCUUCAACGAAGAUGGCACUGUCCGCUACUUCAUCGAUGCCAGCCAAGAAGACCACCGUAGCUGGAUGACCUACAUCAAGUGUGCCAGGAACGAGCAGGAGCAGAACUUGGAAGUGAUCCAGAUAGGAAACAGCAUAUUCUACAAGGCCAUUGAAAUGAUUCCCCCAGACCAAGAGCUGCUGGUCUGGUACGGGAACUCCCACAACACCUUCCUGGGGAUCCCGGGCGUGCCGGGCUUGGAGGAGGAGCAGAAGAAGAACAAGCAUGAGGACUUCCACACGGUGGAGACGGGCGCCAGCACGGCCGGCCGCAUGCGGUGUGUGAUCUGCCACCGCGGCUUCAACUCCCGCAGCAACCUGCGCUCUCACAUGCGCAUCCACACCCUGGACAAGCCCUUCGUCUGCCGCUUCUGCAACCGCCGCUUCAGCCAGUCCUCCACACUCCGCAACCACGUGCGCCUGCACACCGGGGAGCGCCCCUACAAGUGCCAGGUCUGCCAAAGUGCCUACUCCCAGCUCGCUGGACUCCGGGCCCACCAGAAGAGCGCAAGGCACCGACCUCCCAAUGCCUCCCUGCAGUCUCACUCCCCAGCCUUGCCCGGGCCCCACCCUGCCUCCCUGGCACAUCACAUACCGACAAUGGUGCUGUGAGCCACUGUCGAGAUGCCGGGUUCCGGGCAGCCACUUCCAGCUGUCGCAGACUGGCAUUGAUCACGCUGAUGAAUUUGUUGGCAUCAACCCUUCAGGGAGGGGUGGGGGGGCUGGAGGCAGAGAGGACGGGGCAGGGCCUAUUUCUUAAUUAAACAGUUUGCUGACAAAGUGGCACCUCUGUUAAAGCAUUGCCAUUCCCUUGGGGCUUAGGGUGUUAUCUUACCAGUGCAAGACAUGAGCCCAGCCCUGUGAUCCAUUCAGUGCAUCUUCUCCUUGCUGAUCAGUCUGGGGCAGGGAGUGUCAGGGCUCCAACCAUAGAGGAGGCUGUGUGAUAAGCUGCAUUGUCCCGGGUGUUUGGCAUCAGGCAGUGAGUGGCUUAAAGGCAUUUGGGAGCGUAAAUACACUGAGAAUGAAAAAUAACAUGAACCCUAAUGUGAAGACACCGGUAUAUGGAGUAGUGGAGGGUGGGGAAGAGCCAAAAUGCUGAUUUGUGAAACACUUUCCAAGGGCUUUCGUGUUUAAUUCGGUUGGAGGAAGAGAUGAGAAAUUGCUUUCCCCUCUAUUGAGGUUAGCGCAGUUGGCAGGCCGGAUUCACCAUCGGUGGGAGCGGGCACCAGUCUGUUGAAGUCAAUGCAGCUGUGCCUGUUUACACCAGUGGUAAUUUUGGCCCCAAAGCUGUGUCUGCACUGGGGAUAUUUACAAAACCCUGUUCUGAUGUUAGUGCUGGUGGGAGCAAAGUACAGACAAAAAUCAUGGGGCCAGGCCCCAUUUUUGCGACCAUGUCCGUUAGGCUUGGAGUCCAUGCUAGACCCCCAGCUGGUCCCCAUGCCAGUUCAGCUGGUCCACCACAUCCCACGCCUGGCUGGUCUGCCGUGCCAGAGCUAGCACCGGUGGGAAGGAGCUUUUGUAAGUUUCCAGUCUCAAGUGUAUUAGUUCAAAAACCACACCCCUGGUUUUUCCAUGUCUAAACUGUGCACGUUAAGACCUCUGAAAUUGCACACAGAUCUGAGCUUCUGCCCAGGCAGACAGGGGACAUGCAAAGUGGCAACCGAGCAACAGGCUGUUGAUGAAAAUUUGCCCCAUCAUGCGCUCAGGAAAUGGAGAAUCAGGCAAGUCGCCUGGUGUCACCAACAGCGUUUUUCCAGGAUGUGUGUAAGCUGGGGUAGUUAGAAGUGCCCCCUCACACACUCAGCUCACCUUGCCAAGGCCACCUCCCACCUUGCCAAGGUGUUCCUCCUCCAGCUCUAAAGUAGGGCUAGUGGUCCUUCAGCAGAUCCAGAUCUCUAGGGUCUAUUUAAAGUCUUACCUCUACUGCCCUCUGGAGACCAGAGAGAAAUAAUUCCUUUCCCCAAACCACACCCAGAAUGCAGUCCGGAGCGCCCCCUUGAGUCCUGCCACAGUUAUGAACCCAAUAAGAAGGGUUUUGUGAAAUAAA
Messenger RNA from Mauremys reevesii (Reeves's turtle), 2525 nucleotides. It is a transcript of the gene PRDM12, whose product is annotated as PR/SET domain 12. Gene Ontology annotation, biological process: neurogenesis. Gene Ontology annotation, cellular component: nucleus. The record is from RefSeq and is a predicted model, not a curated record. Bases 26 to 1090 code for a protein of 354 amino acids. Lineage: Eukaryota; Metazoa; Chordata; Testudines; Geoemydidae. Gene Ontology annotation, molecular function: histone methyltransferase binding. The transcript has 5 exons.